AUGGGCCAACGCCAGCUGAUCUGUUUAGCUCGUAGUUUAUUACGAAAGAGCAGCAUUUUGGUACUGGACGAGGCGACAGCGGCGGUAGAUAUGAAAACGGAUGAAUUGAUACAAAACACGAUCAAAAUGGAGUUCAAAGACUGUACUGUAUUGACCAUUGCCCACAGAUUAAACACAAUUAUAGAUUAUGACAGAAUUUUGGUAUUGGAGCAUGGAGAAAUAAAAGAAUUUGACAGUCCUAAAAUAUUACUAGAAAACAAGAAUUCUUCGUUCUAUAGUAUGGCAAAAGAUGCUGGUCUAGUUUGACAGAUUUAUAAAUAUUUCCUUCUUUCAACAACUUGCAGUCUGUGGUGUGAGGAAUGACGCGGAAUAUGUUAAGUGAUUUAAGCUCAAUGUGCCAACAACGUUAUUGAUAUAGGAAAUAGAAAAACCGAAGUAAAUUGAAUUAUAUUUUAUUCAUUUUUAUACGAUUGAAAUAUCUGAUCAAGUGUAAAGAACAAUGAGCCAUAUUUGUAUCAGAAGUUCUGGUCUUAUAACAGUAAUAUAUAUAUAUAUAUAUAUAUAUAUAUAUA
This is a messenger RNA of Mercenaria mercenaria, 572 nucleotides long. RefSeq names its product multidrug resistance-associated protein 1-like. The record is from RefSeq and is a predicted model, not a curated record. Gene Ontology annotation, cellular component: membrane. The coding region runs from base 1 to 306 and encodes 101 amino acids. Gene Ontology annotation, molecular function: ATPase-coupled transmembrane transporter activity. NCBI's taxonomy places the organism in Eukaryota, Metazoa, Mollusca, Bivalvia, Venerida, Veneridae. The transcript has 2 exons. Gene Ontology annotation, biological process: transmembrane transport.